Molecule: messenger RNA, 3314 nt
Organism: Archocentrus centrarchus (flier cichlid)
Lineage: Eukaryota; Metazoa; Chordata; Actinopteri; Cichliformes; Cichlidae
Product: interleukin enhancer-binding factor 3-like
Exons: 20
Coding region: 175-2754 (859 amino acids)
Cellular component (GO): precatalytic spliceosome
Molecular function (GO): single-stranded RNA binding; double-stranded RNA binding
Source: RefSeq, a predicted model, not a curated record
AACGGGGUGAUUUGCGACGCGCCACUAAACUCGGGGAAGAAGAAGAGUAACCUCACCAGGUUGACCGAUCCUGCGCAGGCCUAGCUCAUCUCAAACUAGCACUGUUAAAUGACCUAUACCUGUUUACUGGCUCGUUAACAGAGGUGGUAGCUUUGGUCCUGCAAUCGUGACAGCAUGGCGGCCACUGCAACGCCAGUGUGGGACGAGCACCAGGCGUACGAGGAGCUGCUGUACUGGGACAGCCUAAUACAACAAGGACACCGCCUCCACCCACAUGAUUUCGACAGAUACGAGGAGUUGCGUUACUGGUAUGAUUGUCUGUGCUAUGAAGAGGAGCUGAGACAGUACCAUGACUACAUUGCUGCUAUCGAGCAUAUUGAGGAUAAACGUCAUCGUGAGGAAGCCGCAGCUCCUCCAGUGCAGGCUGGGCCAUAUGAUCGCUACGUGUUGGCCAAACACUCUGAAGUGUACCCCUCAACAGAGGAGUUGGAGGCGGUGCAGACAGUCGUCUCCCAUGUGGAGUGUGCUCUCAAGACUGUAUCUGACCAGAUGGACGCUCCAGAAGAUGGCAAAGCAACUACAGAAGCACAGAGUAGCGACUCACAAGUGCGCGUCCUGCGUGGUGUUAUGCGAAUUGGUUUGGUGGCUAAGGGACUCCUGCUGAAAGGAGACAAGAACGUUGAACUAGUGCUGCUUUGUUCCAACAAGCCUACAGUGACUCUGCUUAAACAAGUGGCUGAACAGCUUUCUGCACAGUUAGAGGCUAUUUCACCUGAGACAUAUGCAGUAAGCCAGUGUCCAGGAGAUGCAGCCAUUGUUGUUACGAGCACUAAGGAGUCAGUUCUGACUCUUAUUAUCCACCUGACAUCACCUCUUGUCAGGACAGAGCAAGAGAGUCAAACUGCUGAAGCAGAACAAGAAACGCGAACAGUCAACGAUCCGCCGGACGUUCUGGACAGGCAGAAAUGCCUAACUGCCUUGGCGUCUCUCCGCCACGCCAAAUGGUUUCAGGCAAAAGUUAACAGCUUGAGUUCUGCCGUCAUUGUGAUCCGAAUCAUGAGGGACUUGUGUAACCGCGUUCCUACCUGGACUCCACUCUCAGGAUGGCCACUUGAACUGCUGGUGGAGAAGGCUAUUGGUACGUCUGAGAGACCGCUGGGAGGUGGCGAAGCCCUUCGCAGGGUUUUAGAGUGCGUAGCCUCAGGAAUCCUGCUGGAAGAUGGCCCUGGAAUUAAAGAUCCUUGUGAAAAGGAAGCUGUUGAUGCCAUUGCAUAUCUGAAUAAGCAGCAGUGUGAAGAUAUCACUCAGAGCGCUCAGAUUGCCCUGAGGCUGUGUGCAUUUGGUCAGAUGCACAAAGUGUUGGGGAUGGACUCUAAACCUCUGAAGUCACGAAAAUCUCUGGGAGCGAUUGGCAAAGAUAGCAUAGCCCAGAUACCACCUAUUGGACAACUGAACCUGCCAGCUAAGAGAUCGUACACAGAAGUGGACACAGGAGAGGAAGAGCCUCAUCUCAACAGCAAACAGAGAAAGUUUCUCAAGUUCCAGAAGCGCUUUCAGAAGAAAUCCUUCACAGAUGAUCUUAGCAUGAAUGCCGUAAUGCGUCUGAACCAGUACAGACCUGGCCUGGAGUACAGACUUACAUCCCAGACUGGUCCAGUUCACGAGCCGGUCUUUACGAUGGCUGUCGAUCUAAAUGGAAAGACGUAUGAGGCAACAGGGCCUUCCAAACGGGCUGCUAAACUUAAUGUGGCCACCAAGGUCCUGCAAGACCUUGGUCUUCCCACAAGCUCAGAAUCUAAAUCUGAGACCAGUAGUGAAGCUGAAGGAAGCCAGGAAUCAGUUAAAGCUGCUGCACUGACCUCUUCCGCAUCUGAAGAUGGUGGUCAGGGUCCAAUCUUGACUAAAAAUGGCAAGAACCCGGUGAUGGAGCUGAACGAGAAGCGCCGCAGCCUGAAGUAUGAGUUGUCGGCAGAGACGGGGGGCUCCCAUGAAAAGUGUUUUGUCAUGGAGGUGGAAGUUGAUGGGCAGAAGUUUAAAGGGAGAGGCUCCAACAAGAAGGAAGCAAAGGCCUACGCUGCCCUCGCUGCUUUAGAGAAGCUGUUCCCUGAUGACAGCGGUGUGUCAACCAACAGAAAUGCUGCAAAGAAGAAGGUCACCUACACAGACAUGCACAUCCCGGGAUUCGGCACCAUCCGGGGCAUUCCUUCAGACUCGGGGUCCCAUGGCUGGGGUCCCCACAGAGGGGGUCGAGGCAGAGGUCGAGGCAAACAGUUUCCCGCAGGACCCAGCUAUAACAAGACCAACUACAGUUAUGAGAGCAGCACUGGCACAGGCUACCAUAAAUUGUAUGGUAAUAAUGGCGCCAGUGCCACAGCCAAAGGUACUGGCCCCACCGCUUCAGGGUAUGGCACCUUUUACCCCGAGAGUACCACCACAUACUCGUCCCCACCCGUCUCCAGCUCCAACACCAGCACCACAAAGGGAGAAAGCUACCAGUCGAUGCCGCCUCCUGCUGAUCAGGAGAGUCCAUACAGCUACGGCUAUGGAGACGAGAAGAGGAAGAUGCUGACCCAAGGUGGAGACUACUCUAUGUACAGCACUGCUUAUCCCAGCUCUGUCACUGGGGGACAGAGUUACAAUAAUUAUGGCUGGGGAAACCAGUCGUCCUGGGGGAAUCAGGGGUAUGGCAUGUACCAGGGCUUUGGAGGACAUACCCAGGGCUCAUACUCUGGAUACAGCGGCAUGAAUUACUGAUCAUAGCAUCAAUGGUGCUUUUCAUUUUGCUAACAUGACUCCUAUCAUCCUUCAUGUCUUGGCGCCUCCAGGCAAGAUUAUGCAUGUUUCCUAACUCUAAGCCCCUGCCUCCUCAUUUCCUCAAGGUGGAUUUAAGUUGUUCAAAGUUCCUCCAUCGUGGUGGUGGUGGUGGGGGGGGGGCAAGGAAGCAUGUCAGCAUAAUGAAAUCUGCAGUCUCCCUCACCUUGAUUAUUAAUGAUCAUCCUGAGUCAUGUCUCCUAAAAAGAAGAAAAAGAAAUGCUGGUGUUUUCUCUGAAACUGGAAUUUUUGCUGUUCUUGUUUUGAUACUUUUCACCUCAGUUGUCAAUUCUUUUGACACCCAGUAAACCAAUUUUUGAGUUAAAUAUGUUUUUUCUGUCUGCACCCUUCGUCACGUCAAUGUUGACACGAGUGUUACAUUGUGUGUUUGUUUUGUUCAGUUUUUUUAAUCUAGUGUACUGGUUCUGUACAAGUAUCUAAUUUUUAUGUAAAGCUGCUUGUUGUUUUGAAUACAGUUCUUUCUGUUUCAUAAAAAUGCUCUA